Darwinula stevensoni is the source of this 627-nucleotide messenger RNA. Lineage: Eukaryota; Metazoa; Arthropoda; Ostracoda; Podocopida; Darwinulidae. The record is from the annotation of a GenBank genome assembly.
AUGCAAAAACCCGAAGACAAAGAAGGAAGGGGUAAAAAGGAAGAUGGCAGGAGCGACGGAAAGCUUGCUCCUCAAAAUGGACUUCUUAUAGGUCUCACCCUCAUGGUCCCAAGUGCCUUAGUCCUCAUUGGCAUGUUUGUAUACGUAAAGCGCAAAACUCGCACUCUUCCUCUUCCUUGUUCCGAGACCAUCCGUCCGUCCCAGCUACCUGGACGGAAUCUUAGUGCGACAGAAGAGGUAGAAGAGGGAAAGCUCCCGGAGGAGAGAGACGCACCAUAUAAUCCCGGAUAUGUUCCCCUUCUAAAUGAGAGUACUGUUCAUUCUCAGAAUGAAUCCGCCUUCUCUACCUCUCAAUUCCCAUCCCUAAACAUUGUGAAAGAAAAGACACAAGGUGCAUGCGUCGUUCAGCCAGAUCAGAUAAAUUACUUUUUCCAAGAGAAAUACACGAUCUUUGAAGGGCCAUUCAAUAUUCCAUUGAGCUUUUUCUACUCCCUCGUAGGAUCCGUGAACACACGCUGGGAGGAGAUCGAAGAUCAGAGAGAAAAGCGUUCUCUCCACGAGGUAAUCAGUUACACCAUUGGAAAGAGCGCCUUUUUCCCCUACUGUUCACUUGGGUUCAACUACUGA